AUGGGUCGAGCUUUACUCAGUUGCGGUGAUAAGGGUGUCAACCAGUUGAAACAGGUUCGCCACCUUGACUCAUUUUUGUUCGAGAUGCUCAAGGCAAGUGUAGCGGUAGGCGACGAUGAAUUAGCGCUGACGGCCUAUUGCUCCUUAAAGGAGCUUUUUCCAGAGUCGGCCGGCUUGAAGAAAUUGGCCAUCACCUGUCUACAGGCCGUGCAUCGCACGGAUGCUGUGGGCCAGGACCGACUUGAUGUUGCCUCGAAGUCACUUGACCCAGCCGAAACCGACAUGAGUUAUCGCCGAGCUAUUCUCACUGCCAUGCGGACUUCCGAACACUCCCACGAAUACAAGGACCUGGUCGAAAAGUAUCUAGAAGACUGCCCCUCAGACGUCGCGGCUUGGAAAGACAGGCUGUCCAUCGCCCUUAAUGAAACUGAUUUGGAACGGGCUCGAUUUGCUGCUGAGCAAAUCGCCUGCAUUCUGUGUCCUAUGAACAUGGGAGCCAUGAUACAGCUUGCGGACGUGUGUUUUGCUCAAGGCCACUUGGUGGCAGCGGCCAAGUACUAUUGUUUGGUGAUCGCAUUUGAACCCAACUGGGUACGGGCGCUCGGUGGUCUGGUUAUCACUGUGUGUGAGAUGAUGAAGACCAAGGGAGUCGACUAUAGCGAAAUGCUCCUCGAGCUGACCAAGGUUGCGCUAAAGGGCUGUGGUCGAUUAACGGAGAUAUUUAAGAGUCAAGCCGCCUCUACCGCCGUAGGAGACAACGCCCGUAUCUGGGCGCAGGCGCAGUUGGAGCUUUUCGACCAAGUGAAAAACGAUAUCGAGAAAGUAACGAACGAGUAA
Messenger RNA from Gregarina niphandrodes, 837 nucleotides. RefSeq lists its product as hypothetical. Gene Ontology annotation, molecular function: protein binding. Lineage: Eukaryota; Apicomplexa; Conoidasida; Eugregarinorida; Gregarinidae. Gene Ontology annotation, biological process: protein folding in endoplasmic reticulum. Gene Ontology annotation, cellular component: EMC complex. The record is from RefSeq and is a predicted model, not a curated record. The coding region runs from base 1 to 837 and encodes 278 amino acids. The transcript has 3 exons.